AUGCCACCAACACGUUCCCUCCCGGGUCUCCCCAAAGACUUUACAUCAAACUUCUUCCACGGUGACGUCGUGACCAAGAAGACCGAACCAUCAUACCGCGGCAAGGUCGUGCGCGGAUGGGCUGACGAGGACGCGCCCCCAGAUCCCGCCUUUGGGGACUUGCAGUCGCUUGUGCGCGGCGAGGUGAUGAUUAGCAAUGUCUUGAACGGCGCCCUUGAGGUCGCAUCGGAGCUCGAUCUUGAGCUCUUCGAGCGCGCAUUCCUUAAAGGUGACUUUGUCAAACACUCCCUAAUGGACGCGGAGAGCGCUCUGGUCGUCGACGUGCAGACUGAGUGCCUCAUUGAGCACGUCAUCUCGGGAGAGCGCCUAUCGCAGUGGGCAUCGUGGGACAAGCUGCGGAACGCUGUGCGGAUCGAGGCCAAGGACAAGGUCGUGUACAACGAGUGGAUCGGAACCGUCGAGGAGGUGUUCGAGGACGGACUGAUGGAGGCGACCGACGGAACGGCGUACCGCAUAGCGGAGAUGGGUGGGCUACUGGAGACGGGGCGUUACGCGAGCGAGGUGCUACCCGAAGGCGCCGAGUUCAUGGCCCAGUUCGGCCAGUUCCCGCCCGCUGCCGACAUCAACUCGGACCGCGUAAUCCGAGUCCUUCCUUUGAUCGUCUAUGUGGUGUGGAACGCUAUUAACCAGACUCUGCCGGUCUCUGAACAUGACAAGCAUCCCGAGCCCCAGAAGUUUUGGUGCGGGGACGAGAUUGAAAAGCUCACCCACUUUGAGGCGAUGAGGCAUCAGUCGCCGCCGCUGAACACAACUGUCACGUUCCGCGACCCGGCUGACGAGGAUGCGUUUGGCGUCCACUCGACCUACCACCUCAAGAACACAUUCCCUCUCCGUGUUUACAAGGUCGUUCAGAACCGUACCAAGCUUCAGCUUCGGUGGCAGGAUGGCACUGAAACGGAGGAGUUCUCGUCUGGCUUUGUGCCGUACCGCAAUGUCGAUGAUUACGAGGCGUGGCCAGGAGAAGCGUUAGUGUGGCGCAGUGAUUCGGGCGAGAGGCGACCGGCAGUCGUGCAGACAUACAACCCGAAGCAGCGCAUUGCCGAGGUCCUGCUUUUGGACACAAAUGAGAAGGAGACUGUUUCGGUGCUGGAGCUCGAUACUGGCGGCUUUGGCCGCGUCAACUAUGGAGUCGGCCUGGGGCAGAUUGUUCUAUUCUGCGAAGACAACGGCGCCGACGUGCCAGAGGUCCCCUCACUUGGCCAAGUCGAUCCCCCCGAUGACGGACGUGAAGGCUUCAGGGCGGUUCUCCACAGCCUGGGCUUGGAACACGGCGGCUCACCAGACAAGCUUGGCUCGUCGUUACCAAAAGGCAAUCCUAACGCCAUCCAGUGGUGGGGCGAGGUCGCCGACAUGCACCUCGAUGGCAGUAUCAGCGUCGAGGUCUAUUCUGGCGAGCUCAGGCGUGUUGACAUCAAGAAGGUGAUUGUUUUGAACGAACCCGAAGGCCCGUUCCCCGGCGACGAGUUUGGGGACGAAUACUCGGAUUACACGGACGCCAUGUCCGAUAAGUCGUGGGAGACGGUCGGGGAGGAGGGCGUGGACGAGGAGUCCACCCGGGUCGACGGGGAUCAAUAUGAUAUCCCCGAGGACUUUGGCACUUGGGGGGACGAGGACGACAUGGACAUUGACGGCACGGACGGGAACAGCUCGGUGGACCGUGAGGCAGUCGACAUGGGCAUGGAUGAAGACGAGUCGGACGACGAGUCGGAUGACGAGGCGACACCGGCACCUCCGGAGCCGAGCGCAACGCCAAAGCCCGCUGAGAUCUCCAACCAGUCCACCGCCGGCCCCUCAACUGCGCCUGCUUCCGUCCCCUUCCGCCAGAGCUUGGCGGAAGGCUCGAAAUGGCUGCGCUUCGACAUCCUCGAGACUGCGCCAGCGGAACAUCACUAUUACAACGAGCCGGUGCUCCCACCGUCGUCCAAGGCAUUCCACUCUCGGCUGCGUAAGGAGCACCGCACGCUGUCGACGUCGCUGCCCGAGAACAUUCUCGUGCGGACGUACGAGGACCGCACGGAUCUGAUGCGCGUCCUCAUCAUCGGCCCAGAGGGCACUCCAUACGCAGAUGCGCCCUUCGUCUUUGAUCUGUACCUCAACCCAACAAAGUUCCCAAACGAGCCUCCACAGGUCUACUUCCACAGCCACACGAACGGCCUCGGAAGAUGUAAUCCGAACCUGUACGAGGAGGGCAAGGUGUGCUUAUCGGUCCUCGGGACAUGGGCUGGCGACAAGAGUGAGAGCUGGAGCCCAACCAAGAGCUCGCUGCUCCAGGUCUUUGUGUCUAUAUCGGGCCUUGUGCUCGUUCGCUCGCCGUACCACUGCGAGCCGGCCUUUGCCAAGCUCGAGGGUUCGCGCGAAGGACGCGUCAACAGUCGCCUGUAUAGCGAAAAGGCGUACGUGCUCUCGCGCAGCUUUGUGCGCACCGCGUUAGACCGUCCGCCUGCUGGCUUCGAGGCCGAGCUCACGCACGCCUACUUUACCAAAGGGCGUCUGGCGAGCGUCAUCGACCACGCACAGCGCCUCAUUGCACAGGGCCACGUGGACGACGACAACGAGGACGAGAUGGAGGAGAUGUGGAAUGCAGACGCGAUUGGCCGCCUGUCGAUGGGCGCAAUCCUGACGCUCAAGCGCACCGUCGCCGCGCUCGAGAAGAUCCAGGCUCGCGGACCCUUGCCGCUGUCCGAGAGCAGCUUGUAG
Molecule: messenger RNA, 2757 nt
Organism: Cutaneotrichosporon cavernicola
Lineage: Eukaryota; Fungi; Basidiomycota; Tremellomycetes; Trichosporonales; Trichosporonaceae
Exons: 6
Coding region: 1-2757 (918 amino acids)
Source: RefSeq, a predicted model, not a curated record